Sphenostylis stenocarpa is the source of this 1320-nucleotide messenger RNA. NCBI's taxonomy places the organism in Eukaryota, Viridiplantae, Streptophyta, Magnoliopsida, Fabales, Fabaceae. The record is from the annotation of a GenBank genome assembly.
AUGGCAAAUGAGAACGGUUCGUUGAACUCCAACCCAACAAUGGACACCAGGGGAAAGACCAUCACUUGCAAAGCUGCUGUGGCCUAUGGUCCUGGAGAACCCUUCGUGGUGGAAGAAAUUCUUGUUCAUCCACCUCAGAAAUUGGAGGUUCGAAUCAAAAUCCUCUACACGUCCAUUUGCCACACCGAUCUCAGCGCUUGGCGAGGCGAGAACGAGUCUCAGCGUGCUUACCCUCGCAUCUUCGGGCAUGAAGCAUCCGGGAUUGUGGAGAGUGUGGGAGAAGGGGUGAGUGAGGUGGAGGAAGGGGACGUGGUGGUGCCAAUAUUCCAUGGGGAGUGUGGAGAGUGUUGCUAUUGCAAGUGCGAGAAGAGCAACAUGUGUGAGAGGCAUGGGGUGAACCCCAUGAAGAAGGUGAUGGAAGAUGGCACAAGCAGAUUCUCCACAGUUGAUGGAAAACCCAUCUUCCAUUUCUUGAACACCUCCACGUUCUCCGAGUACACGGUGGUCGACUCCGCCUGUGUCGUCAACUUUCAUCGCUCCGAUCACACUCUCGCCCUCAAAAACCUCACCUUGCUCAGCUGUGGCGUCUCCACAGGGGUUGGAGCUGCAUGGAAUACAGCAAAUGUACAAUCUGCUUCAACAGUGGCUAUCUUUGGUUUAGGAGCUGUUGGCCUGGCUGUUGCAGAAGGGGCACGAGCCAGAGGCGCCUCUAAAAUAAUAGGUGUUGACAUCAACCCUGAUAAAUUCAUCAAAGCCCAAGGCAUGGGAGUCACUGACUUCAUAAACCCAAAGGAUGGAGAGAAGCCUGUAUACGAGAGAGUAAGAGAAAUAACUGAUGGAGGUGUAGACUACAGUUUUGAAUGCACUGGAAACCUGGAGGUUCUAAGGGAUGCAUUUUCUUCUGCUCAUGCGGGUUGGGGAUUGACUGUAAUAUUGGGAAUUCAUACAUCACCAAGGUUGCUUCCCAUUCACCCGAUGGAGCUCUUCGAUGGUCGCAGCAUCACAGGAUCAGUAUUUGGAGGUUUCAAAGGGAAAAGUCAGUUGCCUCAUUUUGCCACACAAUGUGGAAAUGGAGUGGUGAAGCUGGAUCAUUUCAUUACCCACGAGCUACCCAUUGAGGAGAUAGACAAAGCGUUCGACCUUUUGAUCGCAGGGAAAUCACUGAGAUUCUGGUUAAGGUCUGAGGGUGCUUUUGAACAGUGUGCUAGAGCCAAGAAAGAGAAUAAAUGGAAGUGUACUCGGCUUUGUUUCCCACCCAGUCUGAAACCACCAUACAUAUGCACAAAUGUAAAAGGUGAACUGGGAACAGUUCAUGAGUAG